GCAGCCUUAGAGGAGCCGAAGGAAGCAAAGCGAAACUCCUCAAUGAGUUCACCUUCAGAUAAAUAAGUUUGUCCCCCUUUUCUCCUCCACGCCGAAGAUUUAUUUUAACUCACGGCUGUGCUGACACCAUGAAUGGCUCCCUGCACUCCUCACCUAACGUGGUGGACAUAAAACUGAAGCGAGGACCGGCAGGCCUGGGAUUCAACAUAGUCGGGGGCGUGGAUCAGCAGUACGUGGUGAACGACAGCGGUAUUUAUGUGUCCAAGAUAAAAGAAGACGGAGCCGCUGCUUUAGAUGGACGGCUGCAGGAGGGGGACAAAAUCCUGGCGAUAAAUGGAGUUAAGCUGGAGGAUCUGACACAUAAAGCCGUGGUGGAGCUGUUCAGGACGGCGGGGGAGGAUGUGGAGCUGCGUGUUCUCAAAAAGUUAUCUCGUCACAUGAACGGACCCACAGGCUCUCGACCCGAGCAGGAAUCUUCAGUGUCUUCUCUGGGAGUUCUCAGUGUGUUAGCAGGAGCUGCAGCAAUCGUUGCAUUCAUUUACAUACGCCACCUUAGGAAGCACUUUUAAUCACGCCGACAUCUGUUUAUUAUUUUAAGAUCAAAAACUUCGCUAAAGGCCAAAGAGGUGAAAGAGGGAACAAACUCACCACAGUAGACGUUGUUAUUGUUAUUAAGAAUUCAGAUUAGUAGGUUUUGGUGUCACUGAUGAGUUUUCCAUGUUCAUGUGAUUAACGGUAGCUUCCGGACACCCUCCCUAUGCAAAAAGACGCUCUCUUACCGCAGAGAUGCCUUCAUUAGGGCUAACUUUGUGACUUUAGGGGAUGAAUGUACACGGGACAUUCCUGCUGGUGGGCCCAGCUCAAACAGCUACACAGAGGUCGAACACAGAAAAAAAAACAUGUAAAUAUCAGCAAAGUCAGCGCUUUGCAUUAAAAUAAACAGGCUGAUUUUUUAUAUUGAAGGUUGCACAGAACCAGAGAGGAGCGGCAUCCUGCAGUCAGUGAGAUGGAUCGUGCAACUGACUAUUUUUUACCGUGCCUUAUGAAGAAAUAUUGGUGUCCAGUUAUGCUUAGCUUCAUAUCAGGAUUAAAAUAAAGAUACGCCUAUGCAUUGAAACCUUAAAUUUAUACCUUAAAUUAAAGGAUGUUGCUGCUGAUAAUCUACAUUUUCUUACUUUCAACAAAUCCUAUCACAAAGCCUUAAAAACCAACAACUUUGUCCCUUUCCUUAAAAAAGAACGACAGGUAAUAGAAUAGAAGAUAUUUAAUGGAAUUUUCAAAUAAACCUACUAAGACAGCUGCACAUUAAAGUUUUAAUGCAUUGUUGUGAAAAAUAAAGCAUUUGUAAGGGGCUACUUUUAGCUGAAGGUUAAUCCACACCAGGCCCUGUAUCGUGGCAUUCGUAGAUGGAGUGUAAGUAAACUAAAAGACAAAAUAAAUUGUGCAUUAUUGUGGAUCUUUAGUCUUCUGCACAGAAGGAAGGAGCUUUCUGAAACAAAACAUUCUGGUUUUAUCAGCUGAAUCAGGCCACUGUUCUCUUUUGUCUUCUGCAGGGAUUUGUUGACAGUAAAGCCGGAGAUCUACUUGCAUUUCGUCUCGUCUAAGCUUGCAUUUGCAUAGCAGUUCAGCUGCGUCAUUGUUCUAAUUGUAAAUUUACUUGACCGUGCGAUGCGUGCUACCAGUAGAGGGCACACAAGAGCUCACACAUCAGCUACCUGAUGUGUGCGAUGUAAACUACAAACAUGGCAACACUCAAAGUUGCCAUAAUGUUACUUCUAAGAUCAGAGCUUACAAAAAACCCCACCAAUAAUCAAUAGUGCUGUCAGAUCAGCUCAGACUGGUGACUGGCUCUGAUUGGUACUUUCCUCCGUGCAUGGAUGUAGUGGUCUUGGUGUUACGGUUUUACAAGGGACCGUGUUAACUGGUGACCUUUAGCUGGUAGAUGUUGUCUCAGCAGCUGUUUAAAAUGAAAAAGAUCCCUGUAAUACAUCUUUAUUUAAUUUUUUAUUAUAGUCUCAAAGUAUACACUUCAAAUAUGCACUAAAUGGAAAACUAAAACAUAGCAAUGGUUGCUCUCAUCUGACAUGGUCACUCUUUGAACUGUAGCACAGAUCUAGUUUCCCAUCAGGGUGGUUUCACCCUGAAUCUGAGCACACUCAGCCCUAAAGUUUGGCUCCUUUGGGUCGCUGUGGCUCGGUAGGUAGAGUUGGUUUGAUCUCCAGCUCUUGCAGUCACGCGUCGAUGUGUCUUUGGGCAAGACACUUAACCUAAAUUUGUUCCGACUGCUAAGUCCGUGGUGUGUAAGUGUGUAUGGAUAGAUAUGAAUCAGAUUAGCUAGCACUGAUGGCUAUCAAACUCUGCUACAUUCAGCCUCUGUGUGAAUGUGGAUUGAAUGGAGUGAACGGGUUACUCUAGGUCAGUUUGAAUACAAGCGUACAGUACUCAGGCACUUUGCCUAGCCUGCUUGAAGAGGUGGCACGACUCUGGCUUGGCACACGGCAACCGUGCCCGAGUUCUGGGUACUCAACAGCGAGCUGACUUUGAAAGAUGCCUCCUGUCUCUUAAAAACUGUCUUAUCCAUAUAGCCAGAACCUUUUUCCACCUCUGCACAUGGAAGUAGGGAGAGUGUCCUCUUUGGCGUCUUAAAAAUGAUAAAAUCAUCCAUCAAAUCCUGCAGGAUGGACUCCUUUGUCUGCAGGGAGAACAAACAAAUGUCAGCCUGAGUGAUUGCCUUGGUUGCCUCUUCUUAUUUUUUCUUCUUAGCAGAUUUGCAAAGCAGCAACGCACUGCCACCUACUGUAUUGGACAGAAUACUCAUGCAAGUGUGCUCGUGUGCAGGGGAUAGGGGUCAGUACAAAUCAAUCGUGAAAUCACCCUUAGCAUUUCAGGUUUCUAUGUCGACCUUUAAAGCAUAACUUGUCUGUUCUAUGUAUUUUGACAGACAUGUUCCUAUCUGUGCAGUGGGUAAUUAUGCCAAAAUUAUCCCUGCUGCUGUGCUGACUCCCCUACAUCCCCUCUUGUGCAUGCUGCAUUUGUUUUUGAGAGAACAUGCACAACCGACACGCUAAACAAUGCAGGGGAAGUGUUAUGCAUUGCCAUAAUUAACAGCAAGUAUGUCUCCGGCCUUGAAAAGUAGAUUAUGCUCAGACUCAUCUUUCUAGAGGACCAAAGUGCGAGUAACUAAGGAAAUAUAAAUAUAUAUAUAACAUUUUUGAUACUACAGAGAGUUCUCUUGUGCAAGCCAGUCAUCUCUCAUGUCUACAUUUCUUUGGUAGCCUACAGAGGACAAAUGCCACACUGUUUCUUAGGUGGUUUUGGUGUUUUCCUCGAGGUUUGCGUCCUCUGUUGUCUUAAAGUUUGUUAAAAAAAAGCAAAGCACAUUUUUUGCACAUGCCGUAUCCAUGCAGAAGCAGUCUGAAGUAUUUCCUCUUGCAAGAAAUUCUGUAAAAGCAUGCUUUGCAUCACUCCAGCCUUUUUAUUUUUUUCUAUUUUGAGCCAGGGUCAGGAAAGCAUUUCAUUUCUCUCAUACAAUUAAUCCAAGCAAAACCUAUAUCAAGAAACAAUCUUUUUAAAAUCUCAACAUGUCUUGCAGACAGAUCAUCUUGUAGUUACUUCCACAUGAUUUUAUACCAAGCUUUUGCAACAAAAUCUAUUUAUCUCUGAUACAUACAGCUGUAGCAAGCCAGAUUGCAAUAUAGUGAGGCAUGAUCAGUGGGUAGAUUGGCAGAAGCUCUGCAGCAGAAAUCUAAAAAUUCUAACACUGACACUGAAGAGAUCGUCAAACUGGGCGCUGGUAGCUGAAAGCAGCAGGAACAUUCAUUUAGACACAGUCCCUGGAAAAGAUGUUGAAAUGUAACUAGCUUUCAGUACCUCUGGUUGAGCUUAUGAACCAAGACAUGAACGUUUUCUAACAUAUCUUAAAAUGAGGAAUAGCCACAAAAACAUAGAGAGGGGAAAAUUAGCUUCACUCCUGAUGUAAGUAGACCGACUUCAGAGGGAAGGGUGGGAAGAGCAACUGUCAGGUAUAAUUCAUGACCUCGCCAAUAGAUGGCACUAACUUCCACAUGCAGGUCCAAAAAUCUACCACUUUUAAGGAGUUCAUCAUAAAGAAUAUAUUAUUGUUGGUCUCUCAGGCAGAGCCGCUAAAUCCAUAUCAUUAAACCCAGUCAUUCUUUAGAGAUAAAGAGAGGCAGCUCAUUAUUAACCCUCAGUCAUGGCAGUCAUGAUGCUGCCAUGUUUGAGCUGAGUGAUGCAGCUAUUGUCACCAUCCACAUCUUCUGCUGAGUGCUUGUCUGUGAGAUGAGAAUAAAAAUAAGAGUCUAUGUUAUAAAAGAGGACACCAGUUGUUCUUGUUGUGAAGGAUUUCUACAGGAAAGCAGCUGGAGCUAGUUCACUUUAUCGAGGACGAGUGUCUGUCAACAGCUUCUUUGUUUUUGCACUAGCCACAAUCAUGGAACUCCUCCAGUGUCGGCCUUAGAGCAGGUGAAUACGUGAGUCGUUCGUGUUUCAGGUGUAUUUGUCCUCGUGUCAGUCUGCAGAGCAUCCAUCAGGCGGUCCGCUCCGACUGUGUGUGACUUUUUGUCUGUAAAUACAUUUCAUGUCGCUCUGCUGAGUGGGAUUGUGAAUAUGUGCAGAAUGCCUGAAAAAAUGGAUCAGAAGCACUAAUAAAUUAUGCAAAAUAGUCUUGUGUUUUACAUCCAAACACCUACUGUAUUAAAAUUCAUGUUGAAUUAAGA
Messenger RNA from Cheilinus undulatus (humphead wrasse), 4736 nucleotides. RefSeq names its product synaptojanin 2 binding protein (gene synj2bp). Bases 129 to 569 code for a protein of 146 amino acids. The record is from RefSeq and is a predicted model, not a curated record. Gene Ontology annotation, molecular function: protein binding. Lineage: Eukaryota; Metazoa; Chordata; Actinopteri; Labriformes; Labridae. The transcript has 4 exons.